GAUCUCAUCUCUCCUUCCUUCUCUCUCUUCUCUUACUUGGAUAUCAGACUACCCUGCGCAGAGAAGGAACCACAAAAAAACCUUGGAAUUGGAUGCCACUGUUUCUUGCACAUUCAGCCUGAUUUGAGAUCUCUAUCGGGCCCAAUUGUAGUCUAAUCCUUCAAAGCACCUUACCAAGCAAAGAUCAGAGGGAUCGGGCUCAAACCCAUUAAGAGUUUCAAGGGGAAGUGAACACGUGCGGAGAGAAGGAAUCAGAAACGCCUAGGCCCUUGAAAUGGUCAUUGGAUGGUGCUGUAAAAAAGGGUUUUUUGGUAGAAUUUUACACGCGUGAGUGAGAGGCUCUGACUCUCACAAAAACAGACUGCCAUAUCACCUCAAUAGUAGUUCCUACUCCAACUAUCCCCUCCUGUCUUGCUUGGUUUUGUUUUUUCAAAUUCAAAACCCAGGGCCAGACCAGGCCAAGCACCUGCCGAAGGGUUCACUUGUAACUGGGUCUUAAGUUAAUCCCUCAACAAAAACAGACAGUAAAGGGCUCAAAGGAAACGCCCUUUUUUUUCUUAAUUUUGUGGCUAACCCAGAAAGCAGGGGAUGGAUGAACCAGAGAAGAUGACUGUUAGUGGUAGUGAGGCUCAGAUGGAUGAUUCCAAACCAGUUAUGGAAGCAGCUGAAGCUGAAGCUCAAGCCCCAAUGGACACGGAAACAGAAGCUGCUGAAGUGAAAGACCAAGUUCAAGUUGAAGAACCUACCAAACUUGAAGAGGAUGGGAAAUUGCAGGCUCAGCCGGUUGGUGACAACCCAGAUUCAGUGGAAGAACAAGCCAUUGCCGACCAAACCCAUGAAGACACUAUCAAAACUCCCAAUGUUGUUGAUGCUGAUGGUCAAAAUGAGGAAAAUUUGAAAUCUGAAGAGAAUGAUGAUGCUGAAUUUAAGGAUGUUGAGGACAAAGCUUUGGCUGAAGCUGUUAACAAAAUGGAAGUUGUUGAAGAUGAUGAUGCCCCCAUUCAUUCACAUGACAACGGACUUUGCGGAAGCCCCAACUCUGACAUAAAAAUCCAAGAUGAUGACAAUGACGUUGACAAUGGGGAGCAAUUGAAGGAUUUGACUACAGAAAGGGAGAUUAAGAAGCAAGUGGUAAUACCAGAACUUGGUGAAAAAAACCCUAACCUAUGCUUUGACAACUCAGGGUCAGACACGGAAGAGGAGCAAGCAGCUUUUGUGAAGGAGGUUGAAGCUUUUUACAAGGAGAAGAACCUUGAAUUCAAGCACCCUAAGUUUUACAAAGAGGAUUUAAAUUUGCUCAAGUUAUGGAGAGCUGUAAUCAAAUUGGGGGGCUAUGAACAGGUGACCUCAUGCAAAUUGUGGAGGCAAGUGGGUGAAUCAUUUAAUCCUCCAAAGACCUGCACUACUGUAUCGUGGACUUUCCGUAUCUUUUAUGAGAAGGCACUACUUGAGUAUGAAAAGCAUAAGAUACACGGUGGCGAGCUCUCUCAUCCUGAUGCUUCCUUUAUAGAGCCUAAUGGGGUUGAAAGUCAGGCUGGUAGUAAUCAAGCUCCUGGGUCAGGUAGGGCAAAAAGGGAUGCUGCUACUCGGGCCAUGCGGAGCUGGCAUUCUCAGCGUGUUCUCGAUAACGGUGAGGUCUGUCAUCCAAUAAUCAAGGACAAGAGCUCUAGUCCUGCAGCCAAAAGUGACAGACAACUUAAAAAUUUUGGUUUAUUAAAGCGUAAAAAGCCAUCCAGUCUAGAGCACAGUGUCCGAGUUGCUCCACUUAAGGGAGCAAAACCACAGUUGGAUUCAAUGGUUAUCGAUAUUGGACCCCCAGCUGAUUGGGUGAAGAUUAAUGUGCAUAAAACUAUUGAUUGCUAUGAGGUAUAUGCUUUGGUUCCUGGGCUUCUGCGUGAGGAGGUGCAUGUUCAGUCUGAUCCAGCUGGACGCUUGGUUAUAUCUGGUCAACCAAAGCAACUGGAUAAUCCUUGGGGUGUUACACCAUUUAAAAAGGUUGUCAGCCUGCCUUCUAGAAUUGAUCCGCAUCAGACUUCUGCUGUGGUUACCCUGCAUGGUCAGUUGUUUGUGCGUGUCCCAUUUGAGCUGCCUGAUGUAUAGGUUGUAAUUUUUACCUUUUCAUAUAUAGAGAUUUCUCUAGUUUGUUUCAAGAACAUGGAAAAAAAAAGAAAUCAAUCUGACAUAAUUCUGCAAUGCACAUAGUUCUUGAUUAGUUUAUGAUCACAGCUAAUGCACAAGCCAAUCUCCAGUAUUUUGCAUUGUUUAGCGGCAGGAAGAGGAUGAUUUAUCAGGUUUGAGAACUGAAUGACCUUCAAUUGGCUGAAUUAAUCUGGAAAAGAAAGUGAAGUAUUGAAUUAUGUAUAAAUGACUGGAGAUUGGAUUGUGUUUGUUGCAUGACCAGAUGGACAAUAACAAUGGCAAGGGAAAUGGCGUCAUUCAUGAUCUUUAAAAUGUUCUGUAUAGGUUCAUUUGAUUUAACAUUGAAAAUUUGACGUUGGAUA
This is a messenger RNA of Theobroma cacao (cacao), 2501 nucleotides long. Its product is annotated as AT-rich interactive domain-containing protein 6-like. Gene Ontology annotation, biological process: regulation of transcription by RNA polymerase II. Gene Ontology annotation, cellular component: nucleus. Lineage: Eukaryota; Viridiplantae; Streptophyta; Magnoliopsida; Malvales; Malvaceae. The record is from RefSeq and is a predicted model, not a curated record. Gene Ontology annotation, molecular function: DNA binding.